AUGGAGAUCAAAGUUGAGAUGAUCAAUAGAGAGGCAGUAAAGCCUUCCUCUCCAACUCCUCAUCAUCUUAGAUGCUUCAAUCUCAGCCUUUUAGAUCAGCUCCAGCCCCAAGUUUAUAUACCAUUGGUGCUAUUCUACUCCAACAACAGUGAUGGCAGUUCUUUUCCCGACCAUUUCAAGGCUGCUGAUAUAUCCCAUAGGUUAAAGACAUCAUUGUCUGAAACUCUGAGCCGUUUCUAUCCACUUUCUGGGAGAGUCAAAGAUAAUGUCUCAAUUGAGUGCAACGACGUUGGAGCUGAUUAUUUGGAAGCUCGAGUCAACUGUCGUCUCUCAGACAUUCUUAAACAACCCGAGCAGAAAAUGCUGUACCACUUUCUUCCCAAAGAGAUUGAAUCUCUGCAAGCAAGCACAGAGCGUUUGGUUCUUGUUCAAGUUAGCUUCUUCGAAUGUGGAGGAAUGGCCAUUGGAGUGUGCGUUUCCCACGGGGUAGUCGAUGCUGCUGCGACUAGCAUGUUCAUUCACAGCUGGGCUGGCGUGGCUCUUGCAGCAUUUGCUGAUGAGGCAGUGCUGCUACCGGAAUUCAGUGCAGCAUCUCGCAUACCACCAAGAAUUGAGUACAAAGUCGCUGCACCAGCCAUGAGCUUGGUAAACGAGACGACUGUUACGAAAUACUAUGAUUAA
This is a messenger RNA of Carya illinoinensis, 681 nucleotides long. Its product is annotated as (13S,14R)-1,13-dihydroxy-N-methylcanadine 13-O-acetyltransferase AT1-like. Lineage: Eukaryota; Viridiplantae; Streptophyta; Magnoliopsida; Fagales; Juglandaceae. The record is from RefSeq and is a predicted model, not a curated record. The coding region runs from base 1 to 681 and encodes 226 amino acids. The transcript has a single exon.